CUUCGCUGAAAUUUUGUUCACAAGAUGUGGUGCUACAUCACUGAUUUGACCGUGAAAUGAGUUUGAGCUCCAAUUUGGGUGGAAGUAGUUCUGUUUAGCAGCUCUCGUGCUUCAAGAAAUCAAUUGAAGCAUUUUAAGCUGGAGCUUCUCCAAAAACCCAUCCUGUAGGUAGUAGUAUUUCCAACUCUGUAAAGCUCUAAUUUUAAUGAUGCCCCCAAGCUCUAAUAUUGGAGACACACUGAAAUUUCAGCAGAGGUGGGAGGUUAGGAGAGACAAGGAGCUUGAUUCUUCAAGUGAAGAGUCCAAAUCAAGUUCAAGUAGUCAGCAGGUUCUGAAGAAGCAUAAACUAGUCUCCAGCUUUACUUCUCACAAAAAUGAUGAGUCCACAGAUACUAAUAGAUUUCAGCUGAAGGGCAAGAACGUUGCUGGCGUUGGGGCUCAGAUUAAAAAUGUGAAAUCUGAAAAAACACAGAGUGGAAGGAAUAUAAAGGAAAAUUUGGUUAAUGAUGCAAUGAGCAGGGAUUCUCAUGAAGAACUUAAAAGAAAAAAGAAUGAAACUAGUGCUUCUGACCUGGAUGCACUGGGUGAAGUUAAAAUCUUCAUGGAGUCCUUACUAGAGGAUCUUAAAGAUACGAGAGAAAAUUUGUUUAGAUGGAUGAGGGAAGAAAUGCAAAAACUGGUGGCAGAUGAUACUGCUUCAAAACCAAAACGUAAAAAAGGCAGUUAUGGAAGGGAGAACAACCGAAUACAGCAUCAAAACAAAUUUGAGGAUAAUGUCCAAGUGCAGCACAACUUUGAGGCGACCCUCCCAGUGCAACAUCAAAACAACUUGAAGGAGUCCAUUGAAGUGCAGCGUCAAAACAACUUCAAGGAAAAAUCCCAAGCACUGCAUUCAAACAACUUCAAGGAGAACAUCCAAGUGCGGCAUGAAAACAACUAUGAGAAAAACUAUAUGCAGAGUAAAAAAGAUUUGAAGUCUGGAAUAAGAGAUCAAAAUUGCAAUCAUGGAUCAGCAGAGAGGUCUGGUGAUAUCAAUGAGGCAGCUGGUUAUGUAAAUCACUAUCAGUCAUCUGAAGAUCGAACUACUUGUCGCAAUACUAUUGGACCUAUGGCUCCAAGAAUCAAGGAAAAUGGAGAAACAAGAUUGGUGUCAUCUGUCAUGGAAAAAUUUCAGUCUGGUCCCUCCGUCCAAGCGCAACAUCAGAAGAAUGUAGUGUUAGGCUUAAGAGCUCCAAACUGCAAUGAUGGCUCUUCAGAGAGAUCCUUAAAAGGCAGGAGGGUGGCUGAUUCUAAUAAUUGCUCAAAAGCACUUGAAGAUCAAGUUGGUUAUGUCCAAGCUGCUGGAUUUCUUCCAUCAACUGAAAAGGCCAAAGGAGAAAGGUUGGGAUUUCCUGAUAACCAGAAAUUUCCAUCGAAUUCCUCUGAUAAGGUAGCUUCUUCUAUGUAUUUGACAUUACCGGCUAUCCUAAGAGAGCCCUGUGCUGAGAAUUACAGGCUUGAGACUUCUUCAUACGAUUAUGUUAACCCAAUAACUGUUGGGAAUUGGAGGGCUUUGAAUUCAGAAAACGCAAAUCUAAUGAUUGAUUCAAGUGCUUAUUGUGACUACUUUCCUGACAUGCAGCAAGAAGAAAGACUUGGAAGCUUUGCUCAAACAGGUUCUAGCAUUAUAGAAUGUCUCAACCAAAACAGCACCCCAAUCUCAAGCAUGGGAACUGGAUUCCCAGUUCCACUUGUUCAGGGUAUGGACGGUGGCUUUAACACCUCAAGUCAACUUGGUUCGAAAAGUGUACCCCAAGAAAACUACAAUCUAUUGGGUCUAAGGAUGGAUGGAGGAGCAAUAAGAUUCUCUGGGGAAAACUAUGCAUUAUCCGAGCAAUAUGUUGCCAACAACUUCAACAGGAAUUCCAGUUAUACAACAGAUGGUGGACUUAUGGGGUUUCAAAUGCCAGGCCUUAAAGAGGGUCGUUUAUUUUCCAAGUAGUUUGAAGGGGACGGAGAUCCUAAACAAAAACUUUGCAAAUCUUCACAUUUAAAAAAAAAAAAGAAAAGAAAAAGAAAAAUCCUUGAUGCCUUUGUCUAAUCAUUCUUUCCCAUACCCUGUUGUCUCAAAUAGCCCCCAUAUGAAAUAUCUUAUUCCUUGAUUUUCUUAGUCCAG
Molecule: messenger RNA, 2155 nt
Organism: Carya illinoinensis
Lineage: Eukaryota; Viridiplantae; Streptophyta; Magnoliopsida; Fagales; Juglandaceae
Exons: 1
Coding region: 206-1981 (591 amino acids)
Source: RefSeq, a predicted model, not a curated record